GCACAUGCUGUUGCCAUGAGACUAGUGCUUCCUAACCCGGGACUGGAUCUCCGGAUCCCAAAUUAUGAGGAUCUGAAGAGGCUGGAGAAGGAGGGUGCUGGGGACAGGCCAAAAUGGGACAACAAAGCCCAGUAUAUCCUCACCUGUGUGGGAUUCUGCAUUGGACUUGGUAACGUGUGGCGCUUCCCAUACUUGUGUCAAAGUCAUGGAGGAGGUGCAUUUUUGAUUCCCUAUUUAAUCCUGCUGGUGCUGGAGGGAAUGCCUCUCCUGCUGAUGGAGUUUGCCAUCGGCCAACGUCUCAGGAAAGGCAGUGUGGGAGUAUGGAGGGCCAUCAACCCUCAUUUGGCUGGUAUUGGUGUAGGCUCCAUGUUGGUGUCAUUUUUGGUUGGACUGUACUACAACACAUUAAUAGCCUGGAUCAUGUGGUAUCUCUUCAAUUCCUUUCAAAGCCCACUGCCUUGGGCCCAGUGUCCUCUUAAUGACAACAGGACAGGGUUUGUACCAGAGUGUCAGCAGAGUUCCACUGUGGAUUACUACUAUUACAGAGAGACCCUAAAUACUUCGGCCUCGAUCGCUGACUCUGGAGGGAUCCACUGGCCCAUCGUAGUUUGCCUUCUAGUUGCCUGGUCAGUAGUCGCUAUCUGCUGCAUACGAGGCAUCAGCACUUCAGGCAAGGCGGUGUACGUCACAGCUAUCCUACCGUACAUAGUGCUGUUCAUCUUCCUGAUCCGAGGACUGACUCUUAAAGGAGCCCUAAGUGGAAUAAAGUUUCUCUUCACACCUGAUGUGAAUGAGUUGAUUAAACCAACAACUUGGCUUGAUGCAGGUGCACAGGUCUUUUAUUCUUUUGGUUUGGCAUGGGGAGGCCUCAUCUCCUUCUCGAGCUACAACCCUGUUCACAAUAACUGCUUGAAAGAUGCUGUGAUUCUUACGGUUGUAACUGGCUUAACUUCAGUCUAUGCUGCAUCAGUCACCUACACCAUCAUUGGCUUCAGGGCAACGGAGAAAUAUGACACAUGUAUCAGUGAUAACAUCAUGAAGUUAUUAAAUGCAUUUGAGCUUCCUGAAGACAGCGUCACCACGAGCAACUAUGAAGAAACAUUCAAUCACCUCAACAGCUCAUCUCCUGAUGUUGUUCUUGGAUUGGACAUCAAACUCUGUAACAUGCAGAAACUUCUCAGUGAGGGAGUGGAGGGAACAGGUCUGGCCUUCAUUGUGUUCACAGAAGCCAUCACCAAGAUGCCCGGUUCUCCCAUCUGGUCUGUCCUCUUUUUUACAAUGCUUUUCUGUUUGGGACUCUCAACACUGUUUGGCAACAUUGAAGGAGUGGUGGUUCCACUGAAGGACCUGAAAAUAUUCCCUAAAGAUUGGCCCCAUGAAGCGCUGACAGGAAUAACGUGUAUUGUGUCCUUCAUCAUCUGCCUCCUGUUUGCACAGCAUUCUGGGUUUUACUGGGUAACCCUCUUUGACAACUUUGCUGGAUCUGUUCCACUUCUGACUAUUGGAUUUUUUGAGAUGAUAGCUGUUGUUUACAUCUACGGCAUAGACAGGUUCAAUGAGGACAUAGAGUUCAUGAUUGGAUACAAGCCCUCCAUCUUCUGGCAGAUUUCAUGGAGGCUCAUCAGUCCUUUAGUUGUUCUGGUUAUCUUAGUUUUCUACCUGGUUGCACAAGGACAAGAGGAGCUUACCUACUUAGUCUGGGAUCCCAAAUCUGAGGACUUCCCAUCUCUGGCGUCAGUGUCUUACCCUUCAUGGAUCUACGUGAUCAUCUUCCUUUUGGCGGGAAUCCCAAGUCUGACAGUUCCUGUGUAUGCAUUAUGUCGGCUGAUCUUUUGUAGCUGUAGAGGAAAAAAAUAAUCAGAUCUCUUUGAUUAUGAUAGCAGGCUCUUUUAGACUUGCCAUAAGCAUCUCUUUUAUGACCCAUGAACAUGUUCUUAAAGCACAAUGCUUGCACUUCAGUUAAGUUUUCAUAUUUCUGCAAAGUUUUUUUGCUGCUUUAUCUCAGGACUUUUCAAUCAUUACACUAAGGGGAUUAUUCGUAUGAACCUAAACCCGGAGACAGAAUACUGCUUUAUUACCGCCUCUUUAUCCUUGUUCAUUAUUUUUCCCUCUCAAUCAUUCUUUUGGACAAAACAUUGCAUCACAUUUCAAACAGGGCAGUUGAACAAUUUACUGUUAUAAUUACAACAUUUUAGAAAUUGCAAUA
This is a messenger RNA of Notolabrus celidotus (New Zealand spotty), 2206 nucleotides long. Its product is annotated as sodium-dependent neutral amino acid transporter B(0)AT1-like. The record is from RefSeq and is a predicted model, not a curated record. Gene Ontology annotation, biological process: sodium ion transmembrane transport. The coding region runs from base 16 to 1857 and encodes 613 amino acids. Gene Ontology annotation, cellular component: membrane. The transcript has 12 exons. NCBI's taxonomy places the organism in Eukaryota, Metazoa, Chordata, Actinopteri, Labriformes, Labridae.